AUGAUUUUCAUACGACAUGGUUAUCGAGGUCUUCAGAGAAGUGCUGUGGAUGCAUUUUGCUUCCGAAAGUUCGUUGAUGGUAAUGUACAGCAAGCAGUGGAGGUCGAUGAUAAAUGGAAUGAGGUUGGAAAACGGAAUGUUUCGGCCAGGGAUUCUGUCUCAGAUGCGUUUGAUAAAAAGGAAGAUUUUGCAUCAAAAGAAAUAAAUAUCGUUGAUAGAACUCUAACACUUCAAAAUGCUUUCUCGACACGACGGAAGAAGCAAAAAGUAGAGGCCAAUCGAUUUCGAUCCAUUAUAUAUUCAGAGGGAGAAAUAGAUAAGUCGAACUUUAUGCAACCGCCAUCAAGGGACAAUCCACUUCCUUUCGAUCCGACUACAAAUCCGUCAUUGUUACCUCCUACACACUCAUGGUCUAUUGCUCAUUAUGUAAAUCAUUUACCAGUGUUGCAGGUACUUGUCGAACUGGGCAUGGAUUUAUUUGAGGUGGAUUCAGUGACAUGUAUCGGUCGUAAGCUGAUGAAAUUAGAUUGGGAAAGUGAAGUAAGACCGAAACUUGUUUGGUUAAUUCAUCAAGUCGGUAUGCCCAUAAACGAUGUUGGCUCAUAUUUAACACGAAAUCCGUAUUUCUUAUUACAAGAUUUAGAGAGCAUGCAGGUGCGAUUAAAUUACCUCUAUACAAAGCAGCUGACUAAAGCAAAAAUUCUUAAAAUCGUGAAAAACAAUAGGUUUUGGUUAAAUACAGACGUCAAAACGACAGAUGCUCGCUUGGGGUGGAUUCAAAAGACUUUUGAGCUGACAGGGGAUGAAAUGCGUCAACUCAUAGUCACCGAACCAAGAAUUAUUAUGUACGGUGUUGGAUCGAUUGAACGACUUGUUACUAUGUUGAACGAAGAGCUGGAAUUUACAAAAGAACAAGUUAAGGCAAUUUUGCUGAAAGAUCCGAGAGUGUUCAUGAUGGAGUCGAAUGCUUUACAUACAACAUACAAUUACCUUCAUCACACUGUGCAUCUAUCAAACAUUCAAAUUUCUGAAUGGCCAUUAUGUUUGAGAUUUUCCAUUGGAGCAAUACGCAGACGACACGAAUUUUUGGUACAGUUACACAAAGCUGAUUAUAACGAAGGUUCACCGAACUAUGUACAUCUUAGCUCUCUAUUACAACCAUCCGAUCAAAAAUUUGCUCUUAAUGUGGCGCACACAUAUUUGAAUGUAUAUAAUGCUUUCUUGAAAAACUAUUGA
Messenger RNA from Cercopithifilaria johnstoni, 1236 nucleotides. The record is from the annotation of a GenBank genome assembly. NCBI's taxonomy places the organism in Eukaryota, Metazoa, Nematoda, Chromadorea, Rhabditida, Onchocercidae.